AUGCAUGUAGCGGCUACAGCGUCGAAUAUAGGACCUCUACCGUUCCAUGGAGACGACGAAUGGGUACAAACGCAUCUGAAACACCGAGAUGCCGAGCGUGUAGAGCGAAAUAGUCCCGAAUGCCGCAACUCUUCUGUGGAGACCGUGUGCUUUAAUCGCGCCGAGUUUACCAAGCAGAUCCAGGCGCUCCUGGAUGCAGACGUAAGCGAUGGCUUUGUGAUUGGUCUGAAACACCGCAGAGAGUUUGCCCUGCGCUUGUGUGAGGACUACAAGGUGUUUACAGAGAAGCAGAAGCUGGAGCUCGUGCUGGCACUCGCAGUGGAUCUGGGCGUGCGCGAUCUGGCUCGGAUGAUGAAGACGCUGCCUUCUAUCAAGCGUUCCGGCUUGGUGCUCAACGUGACGGCCGCGGCGCUGGGCUUUAGUCGCAAGAACCACCCAAACAUAUCCAAAAGCGUUAAGCGCGGGCUCGUGCCACUUGCAGAGCAAUUCUUCUUGUUGGUCGGUACGAUACAGCCUGGUCCAUUAUUUCUGCUCAAUUUGAGAGUUGAUUUGGGUGCUUUGAUCGAGCGCAAUCGACACGAACUACCAACAGCCAGUGUGGAAGCGCUGGAACUCUUGGAUCUGAUCAUGCGGGACUUGUUUGCAACGCAAGGUAGCAUGCGUUUUCACCGUAUUGACUUGUCGUCGGAGGAUCUCGCUGCAUUCGUGCUGAAAAACGAGCGAGUGCAUCAAGUCCGGAGCUGGAACGAUCUCCGGCGCAGACUGGUCGGACGGCAACGCUACUGCUUCGGUCUAUUCCAUAUGCACAUGCCCCGUGCUCCGCUGGUCUUCGUGCAGGUGGCAGUGAUGGACGGUUUGUGCAACAGCAUCGCUCCUAUUCUAGAGCAAGAAACUCCGGUGGUGAAGAAUCCUUCUCACAUCAUUUUCUACUCAGUUUCAACAUCGAAUACUGGACUUCGAGGACUGAACAUUGCAAGCCACUUGUUGUUCUUGACAAUCCAACGUAUGAUCAGUAUGUUUCCGCAGUGCUCGGUGGCUGCAACGUUAUCACCUGUUCCGGGUUUUGCAGAAUGGUUUAAGGCUGCACUUGCUAACGGCGAUCAGCAGUCACAGAGACUUUCCGAUGCCAAGAGUCCUUGGAAAACGAAGCACGACAGGAAUUCAAAACUGCAGCACCUGGAACGCUGUCAACGGAGUUUUUUUACGGCAGAACAAAUGAACCGUCUUUCGAUACGAUACGGUGCAAACCAGCUCGGGCUACACAAAUGGCUGUUACACAAAAUCAGUGAGCCUGAGUGGCACAAAGAAGUUGAGCUACUGGAGAAUAUUCGUGAUAUUAUAACAACCGCCUGCGCUCGCUAUGUUCUGUUUGAGCGAAAGCGUGACAAGAUCUUGGAUCCCGUGGCAAACUUUCAUCUUCAAAACGGUGCUCAGGUCGAGCAAAUAAACUUCAUGGCUGAUAGCAGCCCAUCAGCCUUGACGUCAGCGUUAGGCAUGAUGGUUAAUUACCGCUACUGUAUGAUGUCCGUUGACGCAACUUCUGCGUCAUACAAGCGUGGGUCUCUUGCAGCUGUAUCGCCUGCAGCAGCUCGGCUUUUUUGGUCGGCGGACAGCGCCAUCUUGGAUGAACUAGAGCGCUUAAAGGACGAGCGGAACACGCCACUGUUCGCCAAAGUUUUUCAAGCCGGCGAAGUGAUCAAUGCACGCGGAUCGCUGCCCGCGGCAAUCUACUUUAUUGUGUCAGGAACAGUACGCGUGCAUUCCGUGCAUUCAUAUACACUAUCCAAGGGCCAGACGUUUGGGGAACGUGAAUCACUGAACGAUGAGCCGGUAGCGUUCACCGUCCGUGCCGAGACAUCGACAUAUUUGCUAUUGCUGCCGUACAACGACGUGAAGGCAAUUCAACUCGAAUCAAAAGUGUUGCAGGACUACGUUGAGAAGGAGCAGCGCGUAUGGCAGCAGCCGUUUCAGGGAAGUAAGCUCUAA
This is a messenger RNA of Peronospora matthiolae, 1986 nucleotides long. The record is from the annotation of a GenBank genome assembly. NCBI's taxonomy places the organism in Eukaryota, Oomycota, Peronosporomycetes, Peronosporales, Peronosporaceae.